UCGCUUGCGGCUUGCCUUUUCCCCCUCUGCCCAGACUUGACACCGUUGGCUGUACGGAGUACCUCGAAGAGUUCUUCUGUCCAAGGAAGCAUGGAAUCAACUCCUGUGCUUUGGGUUGUUAUCUUCAUUGCCGCUGCUCCCUCCCCCCUCUCUCCCCACCUCUCGUUCGUUUUUCCUUCCACGCAUGUUGUCUCGCGAGAGUUGAGCCGAUGGGUAUGCGAAGAAAGCAGCGCCAUGGGGGCGUGUGGGCCAGUAUAUCGAGCCAUCCUCGUCUCAAAUCCGAGCUGCUUGCGACCCUCCCGACCAAGGCCGCCUGGCUCUUGUCUACCUACUUGCCGGCCUGCCUGGCCGUUUUGUGAUGAUAGUCGCGGCGUAGGCUUUGAUGACGGAUGGGGCGCAAGGAACGCCCCUGUACAGUACAGUUACGGUACGACACGGUACAAGGCAAGGCAAGGCAAGGGAGUGAGGGCAUUCGGAGGAAUGCCGGGCUGAGCCGACGUUCAGACGUUCAGCUUCCGGUCGCCUGGCUUGACGGGCUUGAAGUAGCUUUGCGAGCCGGAAGGGGGCGGAGGGGCAAGAGGAAAUGUAUCUGUAUUACACAGCAUGACGGAACACGCGGUAUUUUUCCGACAAGUGACAGAAUUCAAAUGGAACGCAUCGAUCAAACCAGG
Molecule: messenger RNA, 671 nt
Organism: Colletotrichum navitas
Lineage: Eukaryota; Fungi; Ascomycota; Sordariomycetes; Glomerellales; Glomerellaceae
Exons: 1
Source: RefSeq, a predicted model, not a curated record